Messenger RNA from Desarmillaria tabescens, 1562 nucleotides. RefSeq lists its product as uncharacterized. Gene Ontology annotation, biological process: regulation of transcription by RNA polymerase II. Gene Ontology annotation, cellular component: nucleus. Gene Ontology annotation, molecular function: RNA polymerase II cis-regulatory region sequence-specific DNA binding; DNA-binding transcription factor activity, RNA polymerase II-specific. The transcript has 5 exons. Lineage: Eukaryota; Fungi; Basidiomycota; Agaricomycetes; Agaricales; Physalacriaceae. Bases 259 to 1164 code for a protein of 301 amino acids. The record is from RefSeq and is a predicted model, not a curated record.
CGUCCCUUCCUCUUGUUCCCUCUUCCCCUCCCUCCACUUUGUUCAAUUCUUUUCCAAUUUUUCUACACCUCGCUUCAUAGCCCGUUAUGUCCAGCACGGUCCGUGCGCUGUGGUCCAGCCUUUCCCACGGCGAGUCUGACAUAAGCCCCACUUGGCCUCGUUGAUUCGCCCUUCAUCAUCAACGCCCCAGCUCCCAUUAAACGCCCUUCAAAUUCAAGGUUUUACCACUCUGUUCUUGGUUAUUUUCGAAACGGUCUAAUGGCGCAAACGAUGACGAUCAUGGGGGACAUGGGGGAACAGACGCAGAGUGAUAUGUCGGUUUAUUAUCAGCCCCCUCCGGAACCAGAGAACGAUGCCCAGGUUACUGGCGGCUUACCGAUUAACCUUGAUUCGUUGAGAGAUGGGCCACCGGGGACGAAACCGUUCUAUCCGUAUUCAACGCUGAUUCGGUAUGCCAUCAAAGGGUCGCCCAACCAACGAUUGCUCUUGGAAGAUAUUUACUACGCUAUUGAGUCCAGGUUUCCCUACUUCCGCUCCGCGCCAAAUGGCUGGAAAAACUCAGUCCGACACAACCUCUCGCUGAAUCCGUGCUUUGAGAAAGUGCCCCGUCCGCUUACUGACCGAGGCAAGGGCUCUUACUGGACGGUCAACGAGAACGUCGAUCCACGUACUGGUGUGCAUCGAGUGAGGAAGAAAUACAACAAGAAGGGAGGCAAAGGGCGCAGCUCGGAGGAAGUUCAGGAUAUGGAGAAUCAUACUACCGAGACCUAUGAGGAUCCUAAUGCCCAAUAUGUUUCGCCCGAGGGAGAGGCCACUCAGCAAACACAAACACCUUUUCCUCAGGCUUAUCCUCCUCCCCCUCCAUUUGACCCCAACUUUAUGCUUGGUAUUCCGCCGCCCGUUCAAAUUCCAGGACCCAUGCCAAUAUUAACCGACGAAAACAUGGAACUUGAUGAACACGGCAACGUUAAUUGGUACCAUGCUUGGAUCAAGGAGAUUGGCCAUCUGCAGGCCGUUACAACGGAGCAGGAGAAGGCUGGUGCUGACCAAGAAUGGUACAGGAUGAUGCUGUUCCGAGUAAGGACGGCUCUUAUGCCUCCACCGAUGCUGACUGAGCUCCCCCCACACAUGGUUCCUCAGCAACCUCCUACUGAUGGGCAAUAAAUGUCCUUCGGACUUUAGUUUUAUUUCCCCGUUAUCGAGAUGUAUAAUACCGGCCAUUGUAUUCGUUAUACUUACAAGCAUAAUACUCCGAUUAUGAUGGAGGUGGGCAAUCUGACUGAUCGGUUAGGAUUUUCCCACGGGUCUUAAAGCCCGGACAAUAUUUUCGACGUUGACCCAGUCGAUUUCAAGACCAUCCGUACAUUAAAACUUUUACUUUUGGUGGGAAAAUAUAUGCUAUAUUUGAUGAUGCUUAAACUCUUUGUCUUUGUUGCUCAAAAAAUGGUCUCGAAUAUAUAAAAGCAGUAUAUCUGAGCUAUUUUUUAUAGGGAAUCAUUUUGUUCAUGUCAAAAUUGACAGUUCUGUUACAAAGAAGUUGUAGUAGAUUAGAAAAUAUUAAC